Molecule: messenger RNA, 933 nt
Organism: Cinclus cinclus
Lineage: Eukaryota; Metazoa; Chordata; Aves; Passeriformes; Cinclidae
Product: orofacial cleft 1 candidate gene 1 protein homolog
Exons: 9
Coding region: 1-933 (310 amino acids)
Cellular component (GO): perinuclear region of cytoplasm
Source: RefSeq, a predicted model, not a curated record
AUGGAAAAAGAGAAGUUCCAGCAGAAGGCUCUGAAGCAAACUAAGCAGAAGAAAUCCAAGUCGGCUGAAUUUCUGAUGGUAAAAGAAGAGAGAGCAGCAACAGAAGGCAUUGAAAAUCCAGCUUUUAACAACAGCAGCACAGAUCUUUCAGCAUAUCAGCCUUCAGAAGAGAAAGUUAUUAGACAUGACAAGCCAGAUAGCACCCUUGCAGCUCACCAACAAAAACUCGGGCUGCAAGCCCAUGCUGAACCAAGAGGAAAUGAAUACAGCAGAAAUUACUUUGACCCGUUGAUGGGUGAGGAAAUAAACCCAAGGCAGUGUGGGAUGGAGGUCAGUGAGGAAGAUCCUGUGAAAUUUGAUGAGCAAAUCCUGUACUCUAAACUGAUUAAGCUUCUAGAUGAAGAAAACAAGACGCUGGACUUCCAAGUCCGUGUCAUCAGUGAAGAUUUUCCAGAUGCUGUAAUGCCUGUCAACUCCAGUAAGGCAUGUGACCUUCACAGGGAGAUUGAAGAUGAAGAGAUUCCUUCAUAUAUCGAACAGUUUGAGAGAGAUGUUCAAGAUGACAUAAUUCUGCUUGGCAGCUUUUCACUGGAACAGCCUGUUGGACUGCGGGAAGGGUCACAAGGUGUCUCUGACAGCCCCAACCAGGCAGCCAGCUACCAGCUCUGCGGGAACAGAACUCCAGAGCAGAGCCCGCUCCCAGCCCUUCCUGGGGAAGUGGUGGUGAGAAGUCAGCUACUGAAAACAGAGGAGAGUGGAAUUGAAGAAGAAGUGGUAACCAGCUUUGGUAAACUUGCAGGUGUGAAUACUGGAUUAAAUGGAGCAGCAAAUGGAGCAGAAGGACCUUGUGGGAAGUUUAAGAGGAUAGAAUUUCGCAGGUUUCAAAAUGUGCUUUCCAGCAAAAGUAACCAUAUGCUUCAAGAGAAUGUCUAA